AUGGGUAAUAUAUGUUCGUGGUGUUUGAAAAAUGAAGAUGUUUCACAUACGAAUGGUCAUACUGGUGAUUAUAACGGUAUAAGUAACUCCCAACGUUCAGUAUCUUUAUCUGAAGACGAUCCUCGAGCACCGCUACUGAAGAAAUCAUCAAGCAAUCAUAAUCACCGUCCAGUCACAUCGAGUAAUUCGAAUUCGCAAUUAAAUGGUGAAUCAUCAUCAUAUGCACCAUUUCCUACACCAUUACCUUCAAUCAAUGAGUCAAGAACUGAUACAACAGCCAAAGUUUCAACAAAUGAAACAGCGGAAUCCAAAAUGGCAUUUAUUGUUGAAGGUAUGUUAUCGAAAUUAAUUGAUGUUGGUAAUGCUAGAACUGGUAUUAUGUCAACAAAUUCAAAUAUAAAUGGAUUUAAUAACCAAAAUGAUCAUUUAAAACAAAUUUUAAAUAAAUCAUUUUCAUCAGCAAAACUAUCUUUAUUACCAGAUGUAGGCUUAAAUAAUCUUCCAUCAUUACUUUCGGGACGACCAAUAUCUUCUGAUAUAUGUCAUUUUGUUGCACAUACAGCUGGAGAAUUAUCCCGAUUAUUAAUUGAAGAAAUUAAGAUAAUUCAUAAAGAAGAACUUGUGAAAAAAAAUGACGAAGACAAACUGACUGAAUCGGAUAUUGAACAAGAUGACAGUUUCGAUAAUGAUGAUAAAAAUAGUGUUACUACAGACGAUGAAUUUUUUAAUGAACUUAUGGAUGUACCAUCUGAAUUUGAGGAUCACUUAAUUCCUGAAGGAUGUAAAGAUGAAAUUGUUGCUAUUGAACAUUUAUCAUUAUGUCUCAAUCGUCGAUAUAGUUCAUGUCCAAUAUUUUUUAGUGGUACACUUCAAGAUGCUUUAAAAGAAGCAUUUAAUUCGAAAGAUGUUAAAGAACGUCGACCACUUCUUAUCUAUGUGAAUAAUGAUAAAAGUCUUUAUUCAAAUGUAUUUUGUAAACAAUUAUUAUGUCAUGAUAAAAUCGUUGAGUUUUUCUUGAAUAAUUAUGUUGUUUGGGCAUGGGAUGUUACAUUUCAAUCAAACGGAGAAAUGUUGAAUGAAAUGUAUAAAAAGGCAUUUACGGAAAAAAAUAUCGGCACAUAUUCAACUGAACAAUAUCCAUUAUUGAUUGGUGUUCAACGUGAUAGAACUGGUGAUUAUAAAUUUAAUUAUUUCAUCAUGGGUUCAAAUAAUAGACCGGUUAUGGAUGAAUUUCUUGGACGUUUAAUACAAUUUAAAGAUCAAUUUGAAAUUAAUGAAGAAGAAUUUGAAAGAGCCAAAAAACAAAAGGAAGACCUUCUUAGCAUUGAUCUAUCUCGAAUGCAAAAUAAAAAUUUUCAUCCAAGACAUAAUAAUGGUAAUAUGUUUGGACCAUCAACAUCAAUGUUUUCCGUAAUGGAUCUUGAUAGACAUUCAUCUCAUUAUUUACCAUUGCGACGAAAUCAAAAUGAUAAUUAUUUUUCAACUAAUCCUAGAAUUUUGAACAAUAUGCUCGGACAAUUAAAUCUGGAUCCUAGUUAUACGGAUGAUGAUGAGGAGGAGGAACCAACACCAACUGUUGAACAUCCAUCACCAAAAUUUCCUCAAUAA
Messenger RNA from Adineta steineri, 1608 nucleotides. NCBI's taxonomy places the organism in Eukaryota, Metazoa, Rotifera, Eurotatoria, Adinetida, Adinetidae. The record is from the annotation of a GenBank genome assembly.